Nicrophorus vespilloides is the source of this 1930-nucleotide messenger RNA. RefSeq names its product band 4.1-like protein 5. The transcript is spliced from 7 exons. The record is from RefSeq and is a predicted model, not a curated record. Lineage: Eukaryota; Metazoa; Arthropoda; Insecta; Coleoptera; Silphidae. The annotation marks the transcript as partial.
GUUGCACAAUGAGAAGGCCUGCAAGCAUUUGUGGAAAUGCGCCGUGGAGCAUCACGGUUUCUUCAGACUUCAAGCGCCUGUCAAAGGUCCAACGGCUCGCCAGAACUUUUUCCGGAUGGGUUCUCGUUUCCGCUAUUCCGGUCGAACCGAGUAUCAGAGUACGCAUCAAAGUCGUCCACGGCGAGUGGUGCAGCUCGAAAGAAGACCGAGCCAAAGGUACAGCAGGAGGCAGAGCCACGUGCUUCGGGAGAGGUUACGGGAACAGCAGAAUUCCGGAACGGUGCAAAUCACGGAACUUGCGGAUUGCAUACAGCCUUCGUCGAGUCGUUGCAGCGAACGUUCAACGAAAUCGAAUGCCACCGAAAGCGAGCCUUACUAUUGCAAAGUCUCCAACGACAACACGAAGACUCUCACGCCUACGGUUAAUUCCCAUAGUCCUGUACUAUCGAUGGGCGGUAGCAAAAACGGCACGCUGAAAAGGAACAGAGCAGCAUCUUCUCCACCCAUCAGUCCGACGCUUUCGAAUGCAGACAGUCAGCUGGACGUGCUGCUGAAGAGCCUCGCCAAGGAGACGCUAACCGGAAUCCAGAUGGACGAAGCUCGAAACGUUGCAACGUCUGAAAUCAACAAAAUUGACGAUUGCGAUGCCGCCGCUUUGAAGCUGUCUUUCGACAUUCCUAAUAACAUAAAUAAAUACGCAGCCGGGAUGGGCGGUGCAAAACCGAUACCUCGGAAUCAAUUGAAAUGCAACAUACUCAAAGCGAAAGCAGAGGAUGAGUUGAACGUAAACGUGACGAAGCUGACGAAUCAGAUGUUCGUGGCUGCGGCGAACAAUGACGAGGAGAAUAUGAAUUCUCUCAAUGCCGCCACCUUCAUAUCGGUCGGCGGCGACAAAUUGACGUUGUCCGUGAGCGGUCCCGCGCCGCCGAACAACCAGGACCUCGUCGAAGAGAGGAAGAGAUGCAUCACGCCGGUAACGGUCACCUACUUCGGACAGUCCGACGGUGGUAAAUUGGAACGCGUAAUGUUGAACGAGAAGCAAGGGCAGCAGCAACCGCUCAGUUUACUCAACGGCAACUGCAUCGAAGAUUUCGAUGAAGCUGUUGACGAACCUCCGAAGAGCUCGAACCCAUUCGUCACGACGCCCAACACCAAUCCUUUCCACGAAGCAAAUCCGUUCCUCUACAGCAAUCCCUUUCAAAUGGACGCGAUCGCAACAGACUCUGAGAUCGAUGGUUCGUUGGGAAACGAAUUCGACAGCAAUUGGAACGCCGCAGUGACGACUCCGAGUUUCAGCAAUCUCUCGCCCUGGCUGGUGUCACAAGAUAUCGUCAGUGCUCCGGUUUCUAAAGUGAACACCACGGAGACGACGAUCAUUAAGAAAUCUGUUAUAACUACACAGCUUUAAAAUUGUACGUAAUGUGAUAUGAAAACGCGGACGCGACGAAUUUGAAAGCAAAACAAACAAACAUUGUUAUUGUUAUCCAUAUACGAAAUGAUAAAGAAAACUUGAAUAAUUCUACAUUUUAUCUCUUCUAUUUUUAAAUUAUUGUAAAUAUUCGUUGAAUUUUUAGAUAUAUAUGGUGUGUCCAUCUCCCAACAAGAGUGGAAAGUUUAAAUUUUUAGAUAAAACACAUUUUUUAAUUUAACCGAAAAGUACGUAGACGGAAUUAUGGUAUGGAACAAGCAAACGUAUUAUGUUCUUUUGACGAAAUUAGCAAUCACGGUUUGCUAUAAUUGUGGUUGAAUUUCUUCAGCAAUACAGGACUUGAUUUUAGUUUAGAAAAUAGAUUUACCACUCUUGUGUUAUGUUCUCUACAUUCCUUCGUCUGCGCUCAUUUUGUUCUUCGUUCCAAAGUGCCAUCGACGUUCCAGAAAGUGCCUUCUUCCACAAUGUGUACUUCACGUAAAGAACAUGAUCAAUAUUUUG